AUGGCUUCCUCGUCCUCGAAUGUCGUGGGCGUGCACUACCGAGUCGGCAAGAAGAUAGGAGAGGGUUCCUUCGGCGUCAUCUUCGAGGGCACCAACCUGCUCAACAACCAGCAGGUUGCCAUUAAGUUUGAACCCCGCAAGUCGGACGCGCCCCAGCUGAGGGACGAAUACCGCACGUACAAGAUUCUCGUGGGCUGCCCCGGCAUUCCUAAUGUCUACUACUUCGGUCAAGAGGGUCUGCACAACAUCCUGGUCAUCGACCUGCUCGGUCCCAGCUUGGAGGACCUUUUCGACCACUGCAACCGCCGCUUCUCCAUCAAGACCGUCGUCAUGGUCGCCAAGCAGAUGCUGUCCCGCGUCCAGACCAUCCACGAGAAGAACCUCAUCUACCGUGACAUCAAGCCCGACAACUUCCUGAUCGGCCGCCCUGGCACCAAGGCUGCCAACGUCAUCCACGUCGUCGACUUUGGUAUGGCGAAGCAGUACCGUGAUCCCAAGACGAAGCAGCACAUUCCCUACAGAGAACGCAAGUCGCUGUCUGGUACGGCCCGUUACAUGAGUAUCAACACCCACCUCGGUCGCGAACAGUCGCGGAGAGAUGACCUGGAGGCGCUGGGCCACGUGUUUAUGUAUUUCCUGCGCGGCGGCCUCCCAUGGCAGGGCCUGAAGGCUGCUACCAACAAGCAGAAGUAUGAGAAGAUCGGAGAGAAGAAGCAGACCACUGCUAUCAAGGACCUGUGCGACGGCUUCCCUGAGGAGUUCAACAAGUACCUGAGCUAUGUCCGCAACCUCGGCUUCGAGGACACCCCUGACUACGACUACCUGCGUGAGCUCUUCACCCAGGCCCUCAAGAGCACCGGCGAGGUUGAGGAUGGCGAGUAUGACUGGAUGAAGAUCAACAAUGGCAAGGGCUGGGAGUCUAUGAAGAGCCACGCGUCUGCCGCGCAUCUGCACCACAACAACGCGAUACCCAACUCGUCCGCUCGCGAAAUCCACGGCGGCCAGCCCCGCGGUUCCAAGACGCCCAUGCCCCCCGGACGACUUGAUGCUGAACUCCCAAAGCCCGGCGCGGCUCGCCCCCCGGGCGGAGCCGCAAGGCACCCCUCCAGGACCGACGUAGCAAAAUAUCAGUCCGACCACGUGAAGAGAAAGAGUCAAGGAGAUAUCCAGGCACCCGAAGGCUCAACCGCAGCGCAGUUUCAAAACAGCCAGCAGAACCUUCCGCAAAGAAUGAGCACUACGCAAAGUCCCAUGCAGGGAAACGCGCAGGCGACGCCGGCCGGUAACAGGCCGCAGCCGGCUGAGCAGAAGCCCUCUGUCUGGAAGAAGAUUGUCAACACGCUGUGCUGCGGUGAGUGA
Lasiodiplodia theobromae is the source of this 1359-nucleotide messenger RNA. Its product is annotated as Casein kinase i. Gene Ontology annotation, molecular function: protein serine/threonine kinase activity; ATP binding. Lineage: Eukaryota; Fungi; Ascomycota; Dothideomycetes; Botryosphaeriales; Botryosphaeriaceae. Bases 1 to 1359 code for a protein of 452 amino acids. The transcript is spliced from 6 exons. Gene Ontology annotation, cellular component: cytoplasm; nucleus. Gene Ontology annotation, biological process: endocytosis; signal transduction; peptidyl-serine phosphorylation. The record is from RefSeq and is a predicted model, not a curated record.